Molecule: messenger RNA, 1151 nt
Organism: Botrytis cinerea B05.10
Lineage: Eukaryota; Fungi; Ascomycota; Leotiomycetes; Helotiales; Sclerotiniaceae
Exons: 1
Coding region: 170-1006 (278 amino acids)
Source: RefSeq, a predicted model, not a curated record
GUAAGUUAUCCAUUUCAUCUUCUACUUGUCUUUACGUUUUAUAUUUACAGCCCAGCACAUAUUAUCUACAUUAUACAAUUCUCUUGAAACACACCAACAUCAACAUCAGCAUCCAUCAAACCCACCAAUCUGAACCUCAUAAAGCGAAUCAAUCAUCAUCCAUCCAACCAUGCCCAAACAAACUCGCACCCCAGGACAACCCCUCCAGGAACGUCCCCACCUCGACUCCCACGUCCAGCAAACCCUCAACCGCGCCCUCUUCCGCGAACCCACGCUCGCUCGUCGCCAAAAAGGUGCACAGGUGCAGCGCAGAGGAACACACGUACACAGAGCCGUCCAGAGACCCCAUGUAAGUAUCUUCACCGAAUCCGAUUCUGACAUCUUUCCUUUAGUGCAUACUCCUUCCUUUGCCGUUUCGCCCGAAGAUACAUUUGCUGUUUGCGCGAGCGGAGUUGUUUCGCCCGUUUCGCCUUUGACUCCGGAGACUCGGUCUCGAGAGCAAGAACAAGCAAACUACACUCUCGAAAUCGAACCUGCGACCCCGGCCUCGGAACUCGAACCCCGUGGCGUCGCGACGUAUAGUCAUUGGUAUUUUGAUCAUCAGGCGGCGAAUCACUAUAGUGAGAAACAUGUGAGUAUGAGUGACAGGUCGGCGUUUACGAUGAUGAGUGGAGGGUUGGAGAGGAGAAGGAAGGGAGUGAGGGUGAGGGUGAGUGUUAAGAGGGUGAAGACGUGGAUUCGAGAGAAGGCGGGGAAGAAGGAGAAGGAGAGGAUGGAGAGGAGACGGGAGAGGAAGGGGGAGUUGGUGGUUAGAGAGAGGGUUUUGGGGUGUGAGGAGAAGGAGGGAGGUGAGAAGGGGAAGGGGGUUAGAGGGAGGUUGGGGGCGGCGAUCAAGAGGGGCACGGAUAGGUUGAAGAGAUUGGUGCCUGGGGGGAGGAAGGAGAAGAAGGAGAAUGAUGAGUGGAGGGUGUUGGAUAGGAUUACGGGAUUUCAGACUAUUGAGUAAGUUGGGUGAGUACUCUAGGUAAGUGUUUGAUCUCUCUUUUCUUCUUUGUUUAUUUCUUUUCUGCGCAUUUCACGGGGUUUAUUUUUGGGCUUCGAAGGUAAGUUACGUAUAGACCAUACGCACGAAUAAAAAAUUGUUUUUACCA